This is a messenger RNA of Globicephala melas (long-finned pilot whale), 554 nucleotides long. RefSeq names its product serum amyloid A-2 protein. The record is from RefSeq and is a predicted model, not a curated record. Gene Ontology annotation, cellular component: extracellular region. Lineage: Eukaryota; Metazoa; Chordata; Mammalia; Artiodactyla; Delphinidae.
CUCUAAAGACAGACAAGAAAACGGGCGAACGCACUGGAGUGUGACGAGUCCUGGGGACACUCACCUACAGCAAGAGCAGGAUAGGUGCUGACCCAUAUGAAAGGCAUGGCUGAGAGGCUGAGAGGGCUUUCUCUGCCCUGGAGCGGAGAGCUCAGCACAGCACAAUGAAGCUUUUCACAGGCCUCAUUCUCUGCUCCUUGGUGCUGGGAGUCCACAGCCGAUGGUUUUCCUUCCUUGGCGAGGCUUAUGAAGGGGCUAAAGACAUGUGGCGAGCGUACUCUGACAUGAAAGAAGCCAAUUACAAAAAUUCCGAUAAGUACUUCCACGCCCGGGGCAACUAUGACGCUGCCCAAAGGGGACCUGGGGGCGUCUGGGCUGCUGAAGUGAUCAGCGAUGCCAGGGAGAAUGUUCAGAGAGUCACAGACCUUUUUAAGCAUGGAGACAGUGGCCACGGACGGGAGGACUCGGAGGCCGACCAGGUGGCCAAUAGAAUGGGCCGGAGCGGCGUAGACCCCAAUUACUUCCGACCUCCUGGCCUGCCCGACAAGUACUGA